AUGAGCAAAGCCUACCCUCCCAAACUGAGGAAGUUUAUGGACAAGAAGUUAUCAUUGAAAUUAAACGGUGGCAAGCAUGUACAAGGAAUACUGUGGGGCUUUGAUCCCUUCAUGAACCUUGUGAUUGAUGAGUGUGUGGAGAUGGUAACCAGUGGGCAGCAGAACAACAUCGGCGUGGUGGCCAUCCGAGGAAACAGCAUCGUCUGUUAGAAGCCUUGGAAAGAGUCUGACCAGCGUUCAGCAGUGUGUCCACAUCCCUCCCAAAGGCCUGUUUGGUUGUGAUGUAGAGUUAGGUCGUGUACAUUUCAUAUGGAACUUUUUGCUAAAUAAACUUUUGUGAUACUCAAAAAAAAAAG
Molecule: messenger RNA, 356 nt
Organism: Mastomys coucha (southern multimammate mouse)
Lineage: Eukaryota; Metazoa; Chordata; Mammalia; Rodentia; Muridae
Product: small nuclear ribonucleoprotein G-like
Exons: 1
Coding region: 1-210 (69 amino acids)
Biological process (GO): spliceosomal snRNP assembly; mRNA splicing, via spliceosome
Cellular component (GO): U5 snRNP; U2 snRNP; SMN-Sm protein complex
Molecular function (GO): RNA binding
Source: RefSeq, a predicted model, not a curated record